Mercenaria mercenaria is the source of this 1894-nucleotide messenger RNA. RefSeq lists its product as uncharacterized. Bases 120 to 902 code for a protein of 260 amino acids. NCBI's taxonomy places the organism in Eukaryota, Metazoa, Mollusca, Bivalvia, Venerida, Veneridae. Gene Ontology annotation, cellular component: plasma membrane. The transcript is spliced from 3 exons. The record is from RefSeq and is a predicted model, not a curated record.
GUAAGUUGAAAAGUACAUGCGCAGUGUAGCAGUUUAUAAAGAAAUCGGAACAGGUAUAGCUGCCAACUGGAAAUUUUGAUUCCUAGUGAAUACAGUAAUAUACAAUAUUUGCUCUGAAAAUGGCGAAUAGGGCGUUUUCAUCUAGUUCAUGCAGUCUUAAAGCAGCAACUGUGCUAUUACUCAUAGUUUUAAUUCUUCACAUAAUUGGAUUUGCUUUACCAAAAUGGGUUAUUGUGGAGUUUAGUGUAACCAGAUUCUCAACUAGAACAGAGAGUGGCUAUCAUGCCGGACUCUGGCAACACUGUGGCUGUGCUAAAGUACACGACUCGAGCGUAUGUCUUUGUUUCUCAAGGAUAAAUGAUCCAGCGUGGUUUAAGACAGUACAGGCUGCGGAAACCCUCGGGCUGAUUGGCUUAAUCAUAUCGAUGCUUCUGUCUCUGGCUCUGAUGUGCUACAAGCAGAACAAGAAGUACAAAAUCAUCAACCUGAUAAUUGUGAUUAUUUCUGGUACAUUGAUGUUAAUUGGAGUGAUUAUUUUUGGAGUUAAAACAAAGGAAAUGACGAAAGCAUUUGAAGAUAUUGACAAUUAUUCGGAGUCAGUUGAGUUCAAAGGAGAUUAUGGAGAGCUUGGUUAUGCUUUUAUUCUCUGUACCGUUGCUGGAUGUCUUUGCAUAGCCGUUUGUGUGCCUCUCUAUAAGAUAGACAUUUGCACUACCACCCAGGAAACAUCAUAUGACGCUCCCGUACAUUACACAGCUCAAAAUAAUCCGCAAGGUUAUGUGCAAGGCGGACAACAACCAAUGAUGAAUGUGCCUACACACCCACAGACGCAGUAUGGGUCUCCGCCAGCGUAUGAGCAUUGUUAUGCUCAGGGCAACAGUGGAAUACCCUACAAGUCAUAGACUUCUUACCAAUAACCACCUGCUAGUAUCAAAACAUUUAAAUAUGUAUCGACAUAAUCAUUGUAUAAGGUCGACAUGGACAACUGAAAAUAUUUUAUGUGCAUGACAUAUGCAGCAGCAAUCGUAUCGUUAGAAAUAUGAAACAUGUGACUACCAGCAUGUAAUAUUGAGAAUUUUACUACAUAUAUCUACCCACACGAAGUGGUUGAGAUGGGAACAUCAGUGAAAUGAUAAUAUGGUGAAAUUAUAAUAUGAGCCGUGCCAUGUGAAAACCAACAUAGUGGCUUUGCGACCAGCAUGGAUCCAGACCAGCCUGCGCUUCCGCGCAGUCUGGUCAGGAUCCAUGCUGUUCGCUUUCAAAGUCUAUUGCAAUUAGAGAAACUGUUAGCGAACAGCAUGGAUCCUGACCAGACUGCGCGGUAGCGCAGGCUGGUCUGGAUCCAUGCUGGUCGCAAAUGCACUAUUGGUUUUCUCAUGGAUCGGCUCAUAUGGUGAAAUUAUAAUAAAUAUUUUUGGAAUGGGGAGCUCUCGUUUAGAGCCACAAUUUGCAGUAUCGUACGGAUAAAAUGAGUGCGUUUAAAGUUCAAACCCGUUAUAUUUAUGUUCGUAACGCAACACAAAUACCUACAACCAUUUGCAUUGGUCUAACCCAGCCAAAAUUCAAAAUGACACUGCGAGCAGUCGCGAAUAGGUAGAUACUGCUCAUUUGGUUGUAAUUUAAUUAUGUAAUUGUUCAGAGACCCAACCACACAAACACGCAAGCGCACAUGUACGCACAAAUGAAAAUCUCCGAAGUCUGUGUCCAUCACACAUGUUAUUAGUGAGUAAAUAGUAUAAACUAAGAAAAUUACAGCCCCGCUGUUGAUUUAUCGGCAAAUCAUGUUUUCAGUUGAUUACGUUAUUUGAGUUAAACACAAGAAAAUGUUUCCCUCUCCAAUUAAUACAACUAAAUAUGGUGUUUUAAUUUAAUAAAAACAAAUGUCAAUAUAUCA